AUGGAAGCAAGCAAAGAAUGGAGUCGGAACGACACGUUCCAACUGAUAGCUGUAUAUGAGGGCAACCCGUGCCUAUGGGAUGUGCAAUCUAAUCUCUACAGAGACAGGGGAAAGAAGGCGUUGGCAUGGAAAGAAAUUGGGGCAGUUGUGGAGAGAGAUGUUACAGAAUGCCAACGGAAGAUACACAACCUCCGCAAUCAGUACACAGCUGAGAUAAAGAAGAUGGGGAAAAAGAAGUCAGGGCAAGGCACUGAUGAAAACUACGUGUCUAAAUGGCCGUUCUUUCAAGUGCUAAUGUUCAUUAAGGGAGGAAUGGCAGGAAGAAAUUCAACAACUAAUUUGACUCCAAAACAGAAUGCCCCGGCUGAAGGGAAUGAAGAGGCUAUUCCAGUGGAAAACAAUGAUAACCAGAUUGACGAUGACCCUGACGAAAUUACCCCGCCACCCCCACACCCGGAAGUUCGUAAAUCUGCCAGAAAACGGAAAAGGAAAACUACUGAGAAUGAAAUUCUGCAAAAGGCCUGUGCUGUCAUGUCACAAGAAACAGAUGAAUUUGACACGUUUGGUACGUUCGUAGCAUCCGAUUUGAGAGGAUUGAAAAAUGAAUCGAAGAGAAGGAAACUGAAACGUAAGAUUCAAAGGAUGAUUCUGGAAAUGACAGAGAAUUCAGAUGAUGACCAACAGAGCCAGAUGACUACACCUCCAAGCACGUCCCGAAGCUCAACGACCAGCAUGAUGCUUCAAGGAUUCAACUAUCAGCCGGGUACAAAUUACAGUGGUGAAAAUAUGCCAUCGUUUGGCAUGCAGUAA
Lineus longissimus is the source of this 810-nucleotide messenger RNA. RefSeq lists its product as uncharacterized. The transcript has 2 exons. The record is from RefSeq and is a predicted model, not a curated record. Lineage: Eukaryota; Metazoa; Nemertea; Pilidiophora; Heteronemertea; Lineidae. Bases 1 to 810 code for a protein of 269 amino acids.